AUGUUGCUAACCCUGCUCGUGUCUAGCUUUAUUCCUACAUUGAUCUAUUCAGACCAGUGUCCUUCCGGUGGCGUAUUUAAUGCUCAAUUCAACAAAUGCUACGUCAUCUCUACCACACCGGCUCCAUACGCGUUAGCAGAACAAGACUGCAUCAACCUCGGUGGACAUCUGACAAUACUAAAUCGGCUCUGGUUUCAACAAACUCUAGCGAUUUCUGGAUUGGUGCCAGCGACCUCGUCACUGCAGGGAAAUGGGCUUGGACUGACGGAACAAAUUUCUUAUACACCAACUGGGCGCCAGCGGCAGCGCAGACUGGAGGAUUGUGCAUCAUCUCGUCUGAGUGAUGGUCGAUGGGCCGCGAACGAAUGUCUACUUACAAAGGCCUACACUUGUUCAGUGCCGCCGCAGCAACCGUUCACCUGUCCACCUCCACCGACCUGCCCAACAGUAACAAGGCCGGCCCCAGUGGUUUGCACACCUCGUCAAUGUACUCCACAUUGCGACUCUGAGUGGACAUAUUUCUCACAGACCAAUUCUUGUUUCAAGGUUUUUCGGCCAAAAAUGGGAUGCGCUGAGGCGUUUUAUCUUGCGAGGACUAAUCAGAAACAGUCGAAUCCAGACGAGCUGACGUGGAUUGGCUUGAAAGCCAGCGGAGAUACAUGGAAGUGGACCGAUAACACAAAGACGGACUACAUCAAUUGGGCACCAAAGCAGCCUGAUAACCCAGGAAAAGAGGAUUGUGUG
Messenger RNA from Ostertagia ostertagi, 744 nucleotides. NCBI's taxonomy places the organism in Eukaryota, Metazoa, Nematoda, Chromadorea, Rhabditida, Trichostrongylidae. The record is from the annotation of a GenBank genome assembly.